CAACUUCUCUCAGAAAUGGCGACUGCAAAAUGGUCCGCAACAAUGGCGGUCGCUGCUAUAUUAGCGAUCACAGUACUCUCACACUCAGCAAUGGCGGAUAUGUCGGAAGAGACGAAAGUGAAGACAGUAAAGGGGAAAAAAGUGUGUACUAGAGGAUGGGAAUGUAAUCCAUGGUCGAUCUAUUGUUGUAAUGAAACAAUCACAGAUUUCUUUCAAACUUAUCAGUUUGAGAAUUUGUUCGCCAAAAGGAAUGUUCCUCAAGCUCAUGCUGUAGGGUUUUGGGAUUACCAAUCCUUCAUUCAAGCUGCUGCGCUUUUCGAACAUCUAGGCUUUUGUACUUAUGGUAAUAAAACUAUGAAGAUGAAGGAGCUCGCCGCUUUUCUUGGCCAUGUCGGCAGCAAGACUUCCUGUGGGUAUGGAGUUGCUACUGGUGGACCAUUUGCCUGGGGACUUUGCUACAAUAAGGAACUGAGCCCAAGCCAGAAGUACUGUGAUGAAAGUUACAAGUACACUUACCCCUGUUCACCUGGAGCUGACUACUAUGGCCGAGGGGCAAUUCCUAUAUACUGGAAUUACAACUAUGGAGCUGCAGGUGACGCACUAAAGGAGGAUCUACUGAAUCAUCCGGAAUACAUUGAGCAGAAUGCUACUCUUGCCUUCCAAGCCGCAAUUUGGAGGUGGAUGACACCUUUGAAGAAGGGACAACCAUCGGCACACCAGGUUUUUGUUGGAGAUUGGAAGCCAACCAAGAACGAUACUUUGUCAAAGCGUGUCCCUGGCUUUGGAGCCACCAUGAAUAUCUUGUACGGGGAUGGUGUUUGUGGGAAGGGUGACAUCGAUGAUAUGAACAACAUCAUGUCUCACUACCUUUACUACCUUGAUUUGAUGGGUGUUGGCCGAGAAGAAGCAGGCCCCAGUGAAACCCUCACUUGUGCGGAACAAAAAGCUUUCAACCCUUCCAAUCCUGGGAGCUCCUCCUCUUAAGCUCCAGCGAUACUCCACUAUCCACUAUACUGGCUAUAUAUUCUUUUCAAGAUUGAUCGUCUGUAGAAAUCCACUGAUAUCAAUAAGCUGAGGGUCGUUCUUGAUGUUAUUUGUUUAUGUGCGAGGUUUUACUCUUAUUGUUUUCUGUUGAAUAUGAAGUAGUGUGUUGUUGAAGUUUGAAGUGGAAAUCUGGUCUUGCUCUUGUUAGUACUCUAGUGUUAAGAUUGGUUGCGAUUUAAAUGUGUUUAUGAUGUAAUUAUGUCGUAAUAUCAAAUAUGUAAAACGAUUUUGAACAUUAAUUGUUGAUAUUAUAAGUUUCUUGUAUCCA
Beta vulgaris subsp. vulgaris (sugar beet) is the source of this 1312-nucleotide messenger RNA. Its product is annotated as chitinase-like protein 1. The transcript is spliced from 3 exons. The record is from RefSeq and is a predicted model, not a curated record. Bases 16 to 984 code for a protein of 322 amino acids. Gene Ontology annotation, biological process: carbohydrate metabolic process; chitin catabolic process; cell wall macromolecule catabolic process. Gene Ontology annotation, molecular function: chitinase activity. NCBI's taxonomy places the organism in Eukaryota, Viridiplantae, Streptophyta, Magnoliopsida, Caryophyllales, Amaranthaceae.